Engraulis encrasicolus (European anchovy) is the source of this 5690-nucleotide messenger RNA. RefSeq names its product protocadherin beta-16-like. Gene Ontology annotation, molecular function: calcium ion binding. Gene Ontology annotation, cellular component: plasma membrane. The transcript is spliced from 5 exons. NCBI's taxonomy places the organism in Eukaryota, Metazoa, Chordata, Actinopteri, Clupeiformes, Engraulidae. Bases 331 to 3303 code for a protein of 990 amino acids. The record is from RefSeq and is a predicted model, not a curated record. Gene Ontology annotation, biological process: homophilic cell-cell adhesion.
UGGUGGCGUGGUGUGCAGGCCUACUGAUGUCCGUGGUGCACUUCUUGUAGUUGGUCUGUAAGGGCCGCUGUUGGCUUGAGCAAAGUAUAUUCUGAUUAAAAAAAUAAUAAUACGCCUCCCGAGGUGAUGUUGGAAGACGGCAGCACAGUGCAUAUCUCCAUUUAUUCGACGAUUACUCCAGAAGAGGAAAGCACUUUCCCAGUAUUCAAACGGGAUACUCUUUGGGUUUUUUUUAACAUCGUGGGACUGUGGAUAUAAUUUUACUCUUAUAUUGGAGUGUGCGCUUGCUUUUUUGUAAGCUAUAUUCUUCUGCAUGCAGAGACCAUCACAAUGGCUUCCAGUUAUUCGCGUCGAGGUGUUGCUGACUGGAAAAGGAUAAUUUCGCUGUUGCUGGUAUGGCACGUCGCUGGUGUUCAUACACAAGUGCGCUAUUCUAUUCCCGAGGAAAUGAGCAAAGGCUCUGUUGUUGGAAAUAUCGCCGAGGAUUUGGGCAUCGACCUGAAAAGGCUUCGCAGCGGCCGAGCUCGCAUCGUAGCCGGAGACAACAGCCCGUAUGUGGAGCUGAACACAGACAAAGGGACGCUGGUGGUGAGUGAGAAAAUAGACAGGGAGCUCGUCUGUAAACAGAUUUCUCCCUGCAGUUUUAACUUUGAGAUGAUAUUAGAAAACCCGAUUCAGCUGUAUGAAGUGACUGUAGAAAUUUUGGAUAUUAACGACCACUCUCCGACAUUCCCGAGAGAAGAGAUUAGCAUUGAAAUAAGCGAAGGUGCCCUGCCAGGCACACGUUUCCUAUUAGACAGGGCGAAUGACCCCGACGUAGGAGUGAAUAGUAUCCAGGGCUACACCCUAAAACCUGGGGAUAAUUUCAUUUUGAAGCACGAUAAGAGGCCGGAUAGAAAUAAAUUCAUUGAAAUGAUACUCCAAUCGCCGGUCGAUCGCGAGAUGAAAGAUGAACUCUCCCUCGUUUUAACAGCGAGUGAUGGCGGUAAGCCGCCAAAAACAGGGCAGUUAAGGAUAAAAAUAAAUGUACUGGACAUAAACGAUAACGCACCGCGUUUCUCGAAAGAGGUUUACAGAGCCUCCAUCCCAGAAAAUUCGCAACUUGGCUAUGUGGUCACAGCUGUGAGUGCAUCAGAUGCAGAUAAAGGCGUUAACGGAGAGGUGUUUUAUGCGCUGAGGGAGGUGGACGACAGUGAAAAUGCGGUAUUUGUUAUAGAUGAAAGCUCAGGAGAAAUCACAGUCUCUGGAAGAAUUGACUUUGAAAAGACGAAAAAGUUUGAAAUUAACAUUGAAGCCAAAGACCGAGGUGGUCUUACAGACUCCUGCGUUGUCAUAAUAGAUGUAAUGGAUGUAAAUGAUAAUACCCCGGUCAUAUCCCUGACGUCAUUCACUAACCCGGUGCCUGAAAACGCACCCAUAGGAACAACAGUAGCAGUAAUCAACGUCAAAGACUCAGAUUCGGGAGUAAAUGGCCAAGUAAAAUGCGCUAUAAACAGAAACAUCCCAUUUGUUAUAAAGUUGUCCCUGAGGAAUUACUACACAUUAUUGACAGAUGACAAUUUAGACAGAGAAAUGACACCUGAGUACAAUAUUACUAUCACAGCCACAGAUGAAGGGUCGCCGCCUCUGUCUACUACAAAGACUAUUAAUUUAAAGAUCUCUGAUGUGAAUGACAACAGGCCUGUUUUUGACCACGUUUCCUAUACUGCCAGGGUAGAUGAAAACAUCUCUCCGGGCGUCUCCAUAUUUACAAUCAGUGCCCAAGACGCAGACUGUUGCCAAAACGCGCGUGUUUCAUAUUUUCUGGAGGACACCAAUAUUAACGGAGCGCCUGCGUCCUCUCUAGUCUCCAUUAACGCUGAGACCGGAGUUGUUUCCGCAGCUCGCUCUUUUGACUAUGAGCAGUUUAAAGAUUUUAAAAUCAGCAUCAGAGCUCAGGACGGAGGAUCACCACCAUUAAGCGAAAACACCACAGUUCAAGUUAUAAUACAAGACCAAAAUGAUAACUCGCCCCAAAUACUUUAUCCAGUCCAGACCAGUAGCUCUAUGGUGGCUGAGCUUGUGCCUCGGUCAGCUGAUAUUGGCUAUCUGGUCACUAAAGUGGUGGCUGUAGAUGUGGACUCUGGACAGAAUGCCUGGCUCUCAUAUAAACUACAGAAAGCUGCAGACAGGCCGCUGUUUGAAGUGGGCGCACAGAAUGGAGAGAUCAGAACUGUGCGCCAGGUGACUGAUAAAGAUGCUGUGAAACAGAAACUCACUGUUAUAGUGGAGGACAACGGACAGCCCUCUCGCUCUGCUACAGUCACUGUGAACGUGGCAGUGGCCGACAGCUUCCCUGAAGUGCUGUCAGAGUUCACCGAGUUUACGCACGACAAGGAUUACAAUAACAACUUGACUUUCUUUUUGUUGUUGGCUCUCAUCGUAGUGUCAAUACUUUUUAUUUUCUCUGUCAUUGCGAUUAUAUCUGUUAAAAUCUACAGAUGGAGACAGAGGAAGUUAUUCUAUAAAUCAGCCAAUAAUCUCCCCGUCAUCCCUUAUUAUCCAACAAUGUACUCUGACGGAACUUUGCACCAUACCUACAAUUAUGAAAUGUGCGGGACAACUGAUUCUAGAAUGACUGACGUAAAGCCCAUGAGACCAUACAGUCAGAGCACGCUGGUGAGCCUGAGUCGACCUGGGACAGUUCAGAGGCAACAGAAGCAACAGCAGGCUGGAGAUGCUGACGAUAUCUCCCCUGAGCCGGCCCGCGAGUUCUGCAGCGCCACCACCGACUCCCGUCGCAGCGACAUGAAACCUGUGCGGCUCUACAACCAGAACACCCUGACCAUCAACCUGAGUCGGCCAGGAACAGUGCAGAGACAGAAAAGUCAAGAGCAGCUGGAUGCUGAGGUCACAUUAGAGCAAAAACCCCCGAACAAUGACUGGCGUCUUCAACCGAACCAACGUCCCGGACCUAGCGGAGCGGGGCCCAUGCCUGAGGGAGCAGGAGUGGUCGCCGGCACCGGCCCCUGGCCCCAACCCCCCACCGAGGCCGAACAGCUCCAGGCACUCAUGGCCGGAGCCAAUGCAGUGAAUGAGGCCACAGCCACCCUCGGCCCCCGCUACAACGCCCAGUACGUGCCCGACUACCGCCAGAACGUCUACAUCCCCGGCAGCACCGCCACCCUGACGGCCAAUCCCCAGCAGCCGCCGCAGCAGGCCCUGCCCCCACCCCAGGCCAUGGCCAUGCCCCCCAGCGACGCCCCCAAGGCCGCCCAAACCCCCGCCAGCAAGAAGAAGUCCACCAAGAAGGACAAGAAGUAAGCCUGCUGUCUGGACACGACCGUCUCCGUCCCCGUAUCUGUACCGUACCUGGGCCUGCCUAGCGUUUUGGUGUUUUUGGUGAAUGUGGUCGGACCAAAGUGUCCAGACCACAGAGUUGGAUUCCAAUAUCUCUUUUAUUUCUAUUCCUGAUGGUGUAUUAGCUACCAAACAUUUUUUUUUCUUCGUUUGUUUGUUAUUUUUUUUCUUGGUUGUUCUUUUUAUCGCUGUAUUAGUUCAAAAGAAAAGAGAAAAAAAGAUAAAUAAGAGACACCUCUAGCACUGAGGUGGUAGUAUUAUGCUGUACUUUGGGAGAUUUGUUUUUGUGUCCUUUUAUUUUUCUUUUUUCGAUUUUUUUCCUACUCCUGUCAUUAUGUAGUCGUAUGUAUACAGUCUACUACGCGCCUUGGUCUUGACCUCAUGUUUUAACGCAACAAAUGUCAAUCUUUCAGUUAAGCUGAGCCAUGCAUGUGAUAGGGGAGACGUAUUCACAUGGUAUUACAAGACCUGUAGCUUAAAAACGGGGAUGUUUUUCCCUACUGUGUUACAUAUUACUGAGAAGAAAAGAUGGAAAAAGAAAGAAAAAAAAGAAGAAUGAUGAUUGCAGGUCAUUUGUUAUGUAAAGGCUUUUAAACGUUCCUUUCUAAACGAAAAGUAGACGCUUCUUGUGGUGACAAGAAUGACUAUGUUUUUCUGUUAGAUUUCUUACUCUUAAGAAGGAUGUGCCAUAGCUCGAGACAAUUGCAUGAUCCAACUCUAACCCGAUGGAAUAAGACCACUAAGACGGACUAUGCAGUAAAUGAAGGAAAGUAAGGAUUUACGUGAAACCUGAAGUAUAAUCUGACUUAAAUUUGAGAUGGUUCUACGGUGAUAGAAGGAAUCGCAAGUCGAUGUUUUGAGUCCUAUACGAGAAUCGGACAGCACUCUUGAUGUUUAUAAGACUAUUUUAGGUGAACGGAUUUAGCUUUUAGUAUUAAAAGAUAAAAAUUCUAGAUGUGAAGUCUGCACUGUUCCACUUGUACUUAGACUUCAGCCCAAAGGUUUCUUUUGUGUGUGUGUGUACAUUUUACUGUUCUUACCUUACGAACGUGCAUCACACCAAGUAUUGUAACGAACGCUGGAUUUUGAGUUUGGUUUGGCCUCGAACGGUUUUAAUCCUGCCAUCUUGAUUAGUGUUAUGCCAUAUUGGCCCAAUCAUUAACAUGGGGCCUGUUAUAUGUGGUUACAGUUUUCCUCAUAGACAGAGCUCCAUCAUGAAGUGCUUGUGAAGAAAAAUUAUAUGAAGUUUGUUAGGAACGUUACGUAGGAUUGGGAGACAGCGGGUAGAGGAUGGCAGAGGUGGUUGGGGGCAGUGGACUCUAAAUGGUGGGUGGACUAAACUGGAGGAAGAUCGUGUUAUGUUUUUGGCUCUCACAACAAGAGAUAGAACAAAAAAAACAUCAAAGAAAUGUCCCAGAUCUGAAUCCACCGGAAGCGAUGUAACAUUGGAAUGGUACGAAUGGUACAUUUUGAAAGAAUGAAAAAACCCGGCUAGCACACCACACACACACACACACACAACUAUUUUGUGUUGCCGAAGAAGUGCUUUAGCUAGAGGGCCUAGCUAGCCUACAUCCUGCACUAUAACACAUACUGUACCAACGCCCCAGCAUAGUGGGCCACCCGCUUGUGCCAUCACCGACUACACAAGCACACAAACACGCACACCACACUCGCAAAAAGCUUUUUAGCCAACGUUGUCCACUUGUCGCAAUAGCUGCCCACUACGUUUGGUGUGUGCUACAAAGACACACACACACACGCAUAUGCGCACACACAUAUACUGGGACAGUCAUCAAGGCCGUGCGUAGCUACACAUUGGCUGAGCACAAAAGCAAUGACUCUCCACUGCGAUCCUGUGUGUGUGCGUGUGUGUGUGAUUUUUCUUGUCUGUGUAGACUCGCCCAGAAUGUUCUAGACACCUGCCUUUUGACUUCCACUCCCCCAGGAGCACCCCCCACUCUACCCCCAUGAUGUACAUAAAAAAAUAAAAGUCACACCGCCGGUCCAGCACAAGAUACAGCAGCGCCUGCUGACCAGCUUCUACUGGAAUGUUUAGACUAUUUUUAAGAAAAAAAUGCUGAAAAAAAACAAUCGUUUGAAAAAAAAAAUGCUGAAAAAAAAACAAUCGUUUGAAAAAAAAAAAUGCUGAAAAAAAGUUAACCUCCUCAGAUUAUGUGUAGUGAUGAUAGUAUGUGCAUUUAGACGACAGACUAACCAACCAACCUGUAAAUACUCAAAUUUUAAACUCUUGCUAAAGACACACAGUUGUAGGCUUGAGGAUCGUGAAAUAUUGUGCAUAUUUUUGUGUUUUCCCCCUCAAACUAUCUCUCUUUCUCUCUCUCUCCCUC